Ipomoea triloba (trilobed morning glory) is the source of this 1460-nucleotide messenger RNA. Its product is annotated as bifunctional nitrilase/nitrile hydratase NIT4A. Bases 46 to 1185 code for a protein of 379 amino acids. Gene Ontology annotation, molecular function: nitrilase activity; nitrile hydratase activity. The record is from RefSeq and is a predicted model, not a curated record. The transcript has 5 exons. Lineage: Eukaryota; Viridiplantae; Streptophyta; Magnoliopsida; Solanales; Convolvulaceae. Gene Ontology annotation, biological process: detoxification of nitrogen compound.
ACACAUUCUCUAUGAUGAUCUUGGCCUAUAUUUGCCAAUUCACAUAUGCAAAGUCCACUGAGCAGUCAAAACCCACAGCAGCCUACCGAAGAUCCAGCAGCUCUAGAAACAGGGAGCGAGAUUAUCGCCACCCAGCUAAGGAAAAUGGCUCUGGUGCCGCAACCCUCGAACGAAGAACCUCUCUUCGCUGAAGUGGAAAUGGCUGGUGAUUCCUCCACCGUCCGCGCUACCGUGGUCCAGGCAUCCACCGUCUUUUAUGACACCCCCGCCACUCUUGAUAAGGCUGAGAGGCUGCUAGCUGAAGCAGCUUCAUAUGGUGCACAGCUGGUUGUGUUUCCGGAAGCGUUUAUAGGUGGUUAUCCACGUGGGUCAACCUUUGGUGUCUGCAUAGGCAAUCGUUCAGCGAAGGGCAAGGAGGAAUUCCGGAAAUAUCAUGCUGCUGCCAUUGAUGUGCCAGGUCCUGAAGUUGAUCGAUUGGCAGCAAUGGCUGGAAAAUAUAAGGUGUACUUAGUUAUGGGCGUUAUUGAGAGAGAUGGAUAUACACUUUAUUGUACAGUUCUGUUUUUUGAUUCUCAAGGUCGUUACCUUGGAAAACAUCGGAAAGUAAUGCCAACUGCAUUGGAACGCAUUAUUUGGGGUUUUGGAGAUGGAUCAACAAUUCCAGUUUUUGAGACCCCAAUAGGAAAAAUUGGUGCUGCAAUUUGCUGGGAGAACAGAAUGCCACUUCUGAGGACUGCAAUGUAUGCUAAAGGCAUAGAGAUAUACUGUGCCCCUACCGCUGAUUCCCGGGAUGUGUGGCAAGCAUCCAUGACUCACAUUGCCCUUGAGGGCGGGUGUUUUGUUUUAUCAGCCAACCAGUUCUGCAGAAGGAAAGAUUACCCGCCUCCUCCAGACUACAUCUUUUCUGGCACAGAGGAAGAGCUGACCCCGGAUUCCGUUGUUUGUGCUGGUGGCAGCGUCAUCAUUUCACCGUCUGGAACUGUGCUGGCGGGACCAAAUUACGAGGGGGAGGCACUCAUCUCCGCUGACUUAGAUCUCGGAGAAAUAGCAAGGGCGAAAUUCGACUUUGAUGUGGUUGGGCACUACUCAAGGCCAGAAGUUCUGAGCUUGGUCGUGAGGGAUCAUCCAUUGAAUCCGGUAACUUUUACGUCUGCAUCAAACAAAGCGGAAAGCUCAGCAAAGUGAGAUGGACUACUAGCAGAUCUAACAAGCGAACAUGCGCUAGAUCUCAAAGUCAACGACAUUCUCUACAUUGAUGACAUGUCUCCGGUUUCUGUGUUCAUGCACCAUGUACAUUAUUGAAGAGUGAAGACCAUCUAUUCUGCUGGCUCAUUCAUUGUGCUAAUACUUUGUUUAUCAAUAAUUCUGUGAAUAUUUAAUUUCAGGACCCCCUGCUUCAAUGAAACCUCCAGACUCCAGCCUGUUUAGUUCUUUUCAUUUCAAGGUUCAUCCUUUCUUGA